AUAAAUCACUGAAACUUGAAAACCUUCAUCUUCUAUAUUAACAAAAAAUGGCGACCAUGGCCACUGCACUUACAUCUUCUCUCUCAACCAAAACCAACCCAUCUUUCUUAGAUUCUUCCUUCCAUGGAAUCGCCAUUUCUUCAUCUCCCAUCAGAGUUCCCCAGCAGCCCAUCAGAUCCUCCAAUCACAAUUUCUCUCUUUCUGUCUCCGCUUCCUCAUCUCCUCCCUACGAUUUGAAUUCAUUCACCUUCAAUCCCAUCAAGGAAUCAAUCGUUUCCCGAGAGAUGACCCGUCGAUACAUGACUGAUAUGAUCACUUAUGCCGAUACCGACGUCGUCAUUGUCGGCGCCGGCUCCGCCGGUCUCUCCUGCGCCUACGAGCUCAGCAAGAACCCUAAUAUUCAGGUGGCCAUAGUGGAACAAUCCGUCAGCCCUGGAGGAGGUGCGUGGCUGGGAGGACAGCUGUUCUCGGCCAUGAUCGUUCGGAAGCCGGCACAUCAUUUUCUGGAUGAAUUAGAAAUUGAGUACGAUGAGCAGGACAACUACGUUGUGAUCAAGCACGCGGCUUUGUUUACUUCGACGAUCAUGAGUAAGCUAUUGGCGAGGCCGAAUGUGAAGCUAUUCAAUGCGGUGGCUGCAGAGGAUUUGAUCGUGAAACAAGGAAGAGUUGGAGGUGUGGUGACGAACUGGGCUUUAGUUUCAAUGAACCAUGAUACACAGUCGUGUAUGGAUCCGAAUGUGAUGGAGGCGAAAGUGGUGGUGAGUUCUUGUGGACAUGAUGGACCAUUUGGUGCCACUGGUGUGAAGAGGUUGAAGAGUAUUGGAAUGAUUGAUAGUGUACCUGGAAUGAAAGCUUUGGAUAUGAACGCGGCUGAGGAUGCUAUUGUUAAGUUGACGAGGGAGAUCGUUCCUGGGAUGAUUGUUACUGGUAUGGAGGUGGCUGAGAUCGACGGUGCUCCGAGAAUGGGGCCUACAUUUGGGGCGAUGAUGAUAUCAGGGCAAAAAGCAGCUCAUUUGGCUUUGAGGGCACUGGGACUUCCGAACGCAUUGGAUGAUGAAUCGAAUGUCGUCGGAGAAAUCCGGCCGGAAUUGAUGCUGGCGUCGGCGGAGGGCGGCAUUGAAACUGCAGAUGCCUAGCUAGAAUAAGCUGCCGCUGGAGUUGUCGGCCUGCCGGAGAGUGAUUAAUAAAUAAUAUAUAGAUGUCUCUUUCCAUUGCCGUGUGUGUAAUAAAAGUGAAGAUGACGAGGAUCUGAUCUGAUCUGGUCUACACUUUUGGCCAAAGUUUAUUGUUCUUGGCUUCGCUAUGGACUAUGAGUCUGAUUGAUGAUGAUAAUUAAAGAUUUCGCCAAUUCAUACAA
This is a messenger RNA of Impatiens glandulifera, 1357 nucleotides long. RefSeq names its product thiamine thiazole synthase, chloroplastic-like. Bases 48 to 1136 code for a protein of 362 amino acids. The transcript has 3 exons. Gene Ontology annotation, biological process: thiamine biosynthetic process. The record is from RefSeq and is a predicted model, not a curated record. Lineage: Eukaryota; Viridiplantae; Streptophyta; Magnoliopsida; Ericales; Balsaminaceae.